AUGGCCUCGCGCAAGAAGAUUCGCGAAAGCUCUAGGAGUUGCGAGAACUGCCGGGCUAUCAAGCGCCGCUGCGACAAGAAGCUUCCCCACUGUGGACAGUGCAUUCGUACGCGCACCAAAUGCCUUGGGUACCGAGAUGAAUGGGCACUCGUCUUCCGCGACCAGACCGAACGUACCAUAAAACGGGUGAAGGAGGAAAAUGCAAAGAAGGCGGCCUCAACUGAUGCUGACUACUCGGCCCUUUUCUCCCGCGACCUAAACUCCAGCGUGGAUCAGAUAGAUGUCAACUAUUUCCUCAAACUCCAAUACUCCAAUCGAUCACAGCCGUUAGCGCUAUCGCAGAGCUCCAACCUACUUGAGACUAUCGUCUCAGGCCCGAUGAUGCGCGACCAAGUUUUUUCUUUCUAUUUGAGGAACUACUUUCCUCAAAAGAUGGAACAGACGUGUAAUAUUGACAUGUCGCAAUUUGUUAUCUCAGGCAUCUACGCGCUCCCUCAGAAGAGCCCGAUGCUAGAGAAGGCCUGUUCCGCAUUAUCAUGCGUUUUCCUAGGCAAGAUUCAUCAUAAUCAACAGAUCUUGCAGCAUGGGCUUCGGCUAUACAACCAUGCAAUUCGGCAGCUGGCAAACGCAAUUAGUCAUAAUGCUUUUACUGAUGAUAUCGUGUAUACUUGUGUCAUUUUCCAGCAAGUUCAGACUCACCAUUGUCCACACAGCCUCCGUGAAUGGAUCACUCAUAUAGAUGGGCUAAGCGCAGUUAUGAGAUACUAUGGCCCGAAAAAGCUUACAACUCCGCUACUAGCCGCCAUCUUUGGCCCAUACCAGAAAUCUAAAGUGGUGCACACAGGGUUGAUGUUUCUAUCCGAGGAGACAAUAGCGUGGCUUAAGGAACCCAAUGAAGGUGGACUAUGGUUUGAGAGCAUCGGACUUCUUGCAGAGAUAUCGCGUAUUGCUGCGGCAAUUAACGCUACUAACGUCUCUGAUCACGAUACUUGCAACUCUCUGCUAGACGAUUGCUUGGCACUUGAGAAGAAUCACAUGGAUUUCUGGACGCAAAUUAAUGAAAAUAUUGACGGAGAGCCUCCGACAUACGCUCGCGGUGAAUUAAAGUCAGGCAUAACUUCUACGGAUGAUUUAUUCGGUCCCGCCUAUCGAUUCUCCUCCCUCAAUGAUGCCAUCCUACAUGCUUUCCUCUGGAUGUCGUUGUCCUUUGUCUAUCUUCUAAUUCGCAAAUGCCGGACUCUUAUCAUGGCUGAUAUGCCUAAUAGUUUCCCAAUGGACGAUAUCGAAGACAGGGCACGUCGCCUUUCCACAUUAUAUGUCACUAAGGCCAUUAGAUGUCUUCCAUACUGUGGGCAAGAGGGCAUGAAUUCAUGGGGCAUCUUUUAUGGGGUGUUUGUUGCAGCCCAAGCCUCACGGACAUACAUUCACUCCAAGGAUUGGGAGCGGUUUCUUUGGGCCCAAGAUGCUUUUAUCUAUAUGGAGCGCGCAGGCUUCGACAAUGCUGGUCGAUUUCAUGACAUCUAUCGGAACUAUUGGUUUGAAAGCCACAAACUUGAUGCCUGCAGAGUUUUAAAUUUCAGAAAUUUGGAUGAUGAGCAGAAACCGUCUGUCCAUGGAGUGAAAGAAGGCAACGUGUCGAAUGCGGCCAUGUACGACGGCACCGACGGACUAACCAGAUGA
This is a messenger RNA of Penicillium riverlandense, 1680 nucleotides long. Its product is annotated as Zn(II)2Cys6 transcription factor domain-containing protein. The record is from RefSeq and is a predicted model, not a curated record. The transcript has 4 exons. Bases 1 to 1680 code for a protein of 559 amino acids. Gene Ontology annotation, biological process: regulation of DNA-templated transcription. Gene Ontology annotation, molecular function: zinc ion binding; DNA-binding transcription factor activity, RNA polymerase II-specific. Lineage: Eukaryota; Fungi; Ascomycota; Eurotiomycetes; Eurotiales; Aspergillaceae.